Fusarium sp. VM40 is the source of this 1062-nucleotide messenger RNA. The record is from the annotation of a GenBank genome assembly. NCBI's taxonomy places the organism in Eukaryota, Fungi, Ascomycota, Sordariomycetes, Hypocreales, Nectriaceae.
AUGGCCACCCUACGAAAAGGGGCUCACCUGGCGAGCUCACUGGGGAGAAGACAGCUUCCUCUACGGACUGCCCCCCUUUGUGCCCGGCGAUUUGCCUCGACUGAGGCUGACAAGUCCUCCGCUUUGGCCGAUCUCGACGGUGCCUCAUCCUUUGCGACAGGUGCACCCGAUGAGGCGGCUAUUCAAGCAUUCAACAACAGAGAGAGAGCUUCAGGAGCGGAGAAUAGACUUCCUGGUAACAGAUACCAGUACCAUCCUCCCAAGUACUACCGUGGACCUCUCCAUCCCGUCCAGGUGCCCAAGUCCUCCGACCCAACUGCUCGAGAUUUCGUCCCCGGCCCCUUCAACUUCCCUCGACUAAAGCACACCUACGAAAGCACUAUUGCGCCGGAUCUGAUUGCUAUGACCUACCAGCACAUGCCUCCUGGAGUAGAACCCCCGGUUUCCAAUAAGGGCAACUUGAGAGAAUGGGACGGCUCUUCACCGUACCACAAGAACCGACCUCGUCGAGGACCCCGUGGUGGUGGCUCUUCAAGACUUGGCUUGGUCGAGCGCCCCAUCGAAUGGCACAACAUCCCCGAUAUCGAGGCUAUUACUAUCAAUUCAUUCGCCCCUAUGGGUGCCCAGAACAAGGAGUACCUUCACGUGUGUCGUGCUGUUAUUCAAGCUAUUUCCGGUUCCUUCCCCGAAGUGACAAAGGUCAAAAACGGUGUUGUUCAGUGGGGUGUUAAGAAGGGCGACAAGACUGGCUGCAAGGUGACAAUGAAGGGUGCCAAGGCCUACGAGUUCCUCGACAAGCUCAUUACCUUGGUUCUACCCAAGAUCAAGGACUGGCCCGGUAUCGACGUUAGCACUGGUGAUAGCGCAGGUAACCUGGCAUUCGGUCUUAAGCCUGACUGGAUGGCAUAUUUCCCCGAGGUCGAGUUCAACUACGAUAUGUACCCUUCACGACUGAUGCCUGGUUGUGAUAUCUUCAUUAAGACGACCGGUACCUCGGAUAGGCAAGCUCGUCUUCUGCUGGAGGCACUAGGUCUUCCUUUCUUCGGCAAGCCCAGACACUAA